Molecule: messenger RNA, 1661 nt
Organism: Carica papaya (papaya)
Lineage: Eukaryota; Viridiplantae; Streptophyta; Magnoliopsida; Brassicales; Caricaceae
Source: RefSeq, a predicted model, not a curated record
UCAAUCAUUUCAACUUCUCUCUUUCGUUUGUAUAAAUACACUCUUUUCAACCAGAUGGAAAACAAACAAAAAACCUAUUCAUUCAUCUCCUUCCCCAAGAUCACAACCAGGCCUUGUUUCCAAUUCUCCACAACCUUCCUCCUCUUCACUCUCUCUGCACCUCCCCUCUCUUCCUCCCUCUCAAGAUUCACUUCGUCGUCUUCAUCCUCAACAAGAACUACUACUACUACCUUCGACGCUGAAAUGGUGAUGGGAUCCAGUAAUUCUGAUUUGGCAAAUCUUAACUCAAGCGGAGCGAUGGGAGAGCCUUCUAUAUCUUGCACUACUUUCAAUAUCUUAGCUCCUAUUUACAAGCGACUGGAUCAACAGAAGAAUCAAAACACUCGUGAAAGUGAUUUCAGGGCAUUCUGGUUUUCGAGGAACCAGAGGAUUUUGGAUUGGUUGCUUUACGAGAGAUCGUCUAUUAUCUGUCUCCAGGAGUUUUGGGUUGGCAAUGAAGAACUGGUUCAUAUGUACCAGGAGAGGCUUGGUGAUGCAGGCUACAUCACCUUCAAGCUUGCAAGAACCAAUAACCGGGGAGAUGGUAAGUCUUCUAGUGACUGGAAUGGAAGCAAGCGUGGGCAUGUUUACAAAUUCCUUAGGUCCCAGGGAUUUGUAUCAUCCUAUGAUAUCGCUCAUCAGUAUACUGAUAGUGAUGCUGAUGCUCAUAAGUGGGUUAGCCACCGAAAUCAUAGGGGGAACAUCUGUGGUGUUGAUUUUAUAUGGCUUCGCAACCCUAGUAAGUCAAGAAAACCACUCAAGACAAGUUGGGCUGAAGCAGUUUUUGGUAUAAUAAAGUAUCAACUUCGAAAAGCUUCCUCGGCAGAAAGUGAUGCCUUUCAAUUUCUUAGGGCUGACAACCAUGCCAAUGUUAUAACUUACUCAGAUUUCUGUGAAGCACUUCAGCAGGUAAAUCUAACUGGCCUUUCUUAUGGAUUAAGUUUCCAAGAGAUAAAGGAUCUCUGGACUCAAGCCGACACUGAUGGAAAUGGUGUUCUUGACUAUGAAGAAUUUAAGAGGAUUUGGAACUCCACAUGCUCAGAGCAAACAGAGGAAAAUUAUGAUGAAAGUGUAGAUGAGUAUAAACAGAGCACAGAAGAAGCCAUUGGUUUCAGGGUGAAAAGUGCAGUUCUCUUGCCCCAUGAAGUGGAGAGAGGAAUGUGGCCUGAGAACUAUACGCUUUCAGAUCAUGCCCGACUUACUGUGGAAUUUUCGCCAGUGAGGAUGCAGUGUUCUUCAUGAAGACAUGACUAGCCCCAAAAAGUGUUGGUACAUAAAUCGAAGGGGAACUAAAUUUUGCAAAAAGCUGUUUGAAAUCUUGCUGUAUAGAUCAUAAAAGUCUGAUUUUGGGUUGCGUCACCUGCAGUUGUGUUGGGCUGAUAGAUAGUAGUAUAUAGGGGCAUGUUUUGUAGCCAUUACACUUAAUGGUAGGCACUUUUUUUGCAGGCAAAGGUAACAUUGUAUAUCUGGUGUUCAGUUGUAAAGUGAAAUGCUAAUGGAGAACAGAGCCCUAUAAAUUCACAUAAAAAUGUAAGCCGUGUUGUGUUAUAUUCUCUUUUCUAACGAGAAUAAACACUUUGUAAAACCAAUAUUUAUAACCCAACAAACAAUUUAAGAUGAUC